AUGAAACUCCGUCUCUCGCUUGCAGUACUCGCAGCAUCUGCUCUCGCGCUAAAAACAGAGUCCAUUUACAAAAGCAAAGAGUCUUUGUAUAGGCCAUACGUAGAUAGAAUCACAGGACGAGUCCCAUUCGGAAAUUUAUCUGGCCAUGCCCACGUGGUUUCAACAGGCAUGGAAGCAGGAAUACACUUGACUUCGGGAUACUCCGGAUCUGCUGGAAGCAUCACGGGAAAGCAUCCCCUGGGCAUGAAGAACUGGCGAUUUGACGUUCACUUGAGCGUAAAGCCUGGGCUGAAGGGAGUCGGCCUCUGGAUUAUGCGGAACUUCUCGGGAGGGCCUCUCUUCGGGGGAAACGAGCAGUACAACGGGAUCCUGGUCUUUCUGCAGCUCGAGGGAGACCUUCUCGGGAAAGUCCCUGGUCCCUCCAUUGGAGUAGCUACGGCUUACGGGGGAUCUUCUGUCGUGCACUUUCAAAAGCGUAUCUCUGCAAAAAAUGACUGCAUUGUUCGGGUAGACUUUGUGGACGGAAAAUUGUCCGUGGGGUACUCGGAGAGGGGAAAAAAAGUCCAGACUAUGGGGGAGAUGGACCGCGUCUCGAUCGAUGAGGGAAGCUUCCUCAGCAUCUCUGGGGAGCUGGCAGGCCCGGAGGGGGACGGGAAUGUAAAGAGCAUUUCUGUGUACCGGAUUCGAACCCGCGUGGAAAACUUCAAGGAAGAAGUCCCGUAUACACGGCCUGUGAUGUCGUGGGUGGUUUUUGCGGUGCUUGUCUCGGGGGUGGUGUACUAUAUGCACGCUCAGAAGAAGAAAAAGCCUCAGAAGGGGAUACUUAGCAAGUGA
Messenger RNA from Nematocida major, 834 nucleotides. RefSeq lists its product as uncharacterized. Bases 1 to 834 code for a protein of 277 amino acids. NCBI's taxonomy places the organism in Eukaryota, Fungi, Microsporidia. Gene Ontology annotation, biological process: endoplasmic reticulum organization; Golgi organization; endoplasmic reticulum to Golgi vesicle-mediated transport. Gene Ontology annotation, cellular component: COPII-coated ER to Golgi transport vesicle; endoplasmic reticulum membrane; Golgi membrane. The transcript has a single exon. The record is from RefSeq and is a predicted model, not a curated record. Gene Ontology annotation, molecular function: D-mannose binding.